GAUUUUCAAUGAAGGUAUGUCAGGAAAAGAGGGAGAUAUGCUACCAGUGACCGUAGCAGGAGCUGCAGCAGCGCCUGAACAGGCAGUAACGUUAAAUAAACAUAAAAGACGUAAGAUUUCACCUUCCAAACUGAAGAAAUCUAUUAAUUGUGAAAAUGCUCAAAGUGCUGAGACGGAGCGAAGCCGUUAUUUCACCAGCAAUGGCCCACAGGAAAGACUGGGAGAUGAAUUUUUCAAUCAACCUUGCAUCAGUUUGGCUAAAGAUUUCCUCGGCAAGGUGUUGGUCCGCAGGUGUUCUGAUGGUACUGAGCUGCGAGGGAGAAUAGUAGAAACUGAAGCCUACCUUGGUGGAGAGGACCGAGCUUCACACUCAGCAGGAGGCAAACGCACAGAGAGGAACACGGCCAUGUUCAUGAAGCCAGGCACAAUCUAUGUGUAUCCGAUCUAUGGCAUCUACCUCUGCAUGAAUGUGUCUAGUCAAGGGGAGGGUGCUGCUGUGCUGCUGCGCUCCCUCGAGCCCCUGCAGGGGUUGCCUGUCAUGAGACAGCUGAGGUCUGCUAGACGCAGAGAAGGAGCCCGGCAACUGAAGGACAAAGAGCUCUGCAAUGGACCUUCGAAGCUGUGCCAGGCUCUAAAUAUACUGCGCUGUUUUGAUCGCAGAGACCUAGCCUCAGAUCCAGAGGUGUGGCUGGAGGGGGAUGCCAACACAAGUCAGGCAGAACCACAUGAUAUAGUAUCAGCACCCCGCAUUGGGAUCGAGUCCCAUGGGGACUGGGCCAAGAAGCCAUGGCGGUUUUAUCUCCGCGGGCACCCUUGUGUUAGUGUAGUGAAUAAAGAGGCAGAAAAACAGUGACUCUCUGGAAACAUAGUGAAUGAAUGAUGUGAUGUCAAAAGCACUUAAGAACGUUCAUGAAACUACUUGGAGAUCUGUUCCCUUUGUGAACAGGCAAAAUAAAAACAAGAAUUUUCUGUUGGUUUUGCUGCUGGAACAUAUUGGUUAUACUAAUGAAAUGAGUACUUUUUAAAGGAAAUAAUUACAUCAUAUUUUUAUAAUUCUUAGAAAGUCGAGAUGUUGGUUGAAAGUCUGAAUAUGCAUAAAUCAUACAAAAUGUUUCAUCUAUUUUGUAAGCUGCUAUUUAUUUCACCAGUGUGUUAUUAAUGGUACUGAUGCAGAUGUGUACUGGAGUAGUAGAAUAGUAACAGAACCUAAGGCAGCUUGUGUAAGACUCAAUGUUUCAGUGCCUGCAUCGGGAAAAAAAUCCGUCCUGAAAUGUCCCUCGACUCUCAGGAGUCUCUUUUGUUCGGGUCUUCCAUCUGUUUUUCUAUAAACAUUCAUACUUGGGAAACUCUCCCGUCAGUGAUUUCACAGAUGUUUGGAACGCUCCGCUUCCCUCAAAGCAAAAACAGCUUGUCUGAUGUUUGGAGUCUUCCUUUUCUUGCUGUUUUUCUCUCCCCACCUCUGGGAUCCCCGAGGAGAGGAAGCCUGAGAUCUGGAAUGACCAUUACUCAGCGUGCCCCUCUGUGGGCAGUAC
Molecule: messenger RNA, 1532 nt
Organism: Monopterus albus (swamp eel)
Lineage: Eukaryota; Metazoa; Chordata; Actinopteri; Synbranchiformes; Synbranchidae
Gene: mpg
Product: N-methylpurine DNA glycosylase
Exons: 3
Coding region: 17-853 (278 amino acids)
Biological process (GO): base-excision repair
Molecular function (GO): DNA binding; alkylbase DNA N-glycosylase activity
Source: RefSeq, a predicted model, not a curated record